GGCAUUGUAGGAGGCAGAGCCUGUGUGCAGAGGAGGCACUGCUGAAGUCGUUGUAUAGUUGAGGAGAUCCUGUGCAGUUGCAGUAGGGGGGAUUCCUGGCUUGUGUCUAAAACAACCUGUGUAGUAAGAGAGUCACACACAGCCCUGAUGGAGAUAGGUGGCUGCUGAUGGAGAUAGAUAGGUGGCUGCUGAUGUAGCAGUCUGUGAAUCCCAGCUGUCUCAUCACAUGAAGGACCUCUCCUACUGACCUCACAGCACAACUCUCUCUGGAGUGAUCUCCCUGGAUAUCCCAGCUGUCUCUUCCUGCGCCCUGAUCAGCCCUGGAAGCAGCAGAAUAACAGCGCUGGUUUCUUCCUGGCAGCUCUGCAGUCACAUAUACCCAGGAUCGUUCACUUAAACUCUGCCAUUGUUGUGCAUAUCCCUGGGUGAGCUUUGUGCCUGAGCCCGGUGCAGGGUGCCAGUGCCUCUGAUGCCGGUGGAUGAUGAGGGCACUAUUAGAAGAGCUGGGGAUCCGGGCACUGCUGUUCGGGGUCUUUGUGUUCACAGAGUUUUUGGAUCCCUUCCAGCGUGUUAUCCAACCAGAAGAGAUCUGGCUGUAUAAAAAUCCCCUGGUACAAUCAGACAACAUACCUACACGACUGAUGUUUGCCAUUUCAUUUCUGACACCCCUGGCUGUGAUUUUUGUGGUGAAAAUCAUCCAGCGAACAGACAGAACAGAGAUCAAGGAAGCCUGUCUGGCGGUUUCCCUGGCUUUGGCACUGAAUGGUGUUUGCACUAAUACUAUCAAACUCAUAGUGGGAAGGCCUCGUCCUGAUUUCUUCUACCGGUGCUUUCCUGAUGGAAUAUCAAAUGAAGAGAUGCACUGCACCGGAGAUGCCAGUCUUGUGUCUGAGGGCAGAAAGAGCUUUCCCAGUAUCCACUCUUCCUUCGCAUUUUCUGGCCUUGGAUUUACCUCCUUCUACCUGGCAGGAAAAUUACACUGUUUUACAGAAUUGGGACAAGGGAAAAGCUGGCGUCUCUGCGCAGCAAUCCUGCCUCUGUAUUGUGCUAUGAUGAUUGCCCUUUCACGUAUGUGUGAUUAUAAACAUCACUGGCAAGAUGCCUUCGUAGGAGGUGUGAUUGGUCUGAUUUUAGCUUAUAUCUGCUACCGGCAACAUUAUCCAGCAUUGACACAUUCUUCCUGCCACCGUCCCUCUAUAUGUCUCCGUCAGGUCAGCACCCAAAAGAAAGAGGAACCAACGCCUGCUGAAAACAAUGAAAGCUUAAUGCAUGAAGGAAUGACAGAGGGCCCAGUAUGACCAGCAAGAGGUCCCAUUUGACUUGUAGCCACACAUAGCCUCAUUGAAGAGGUUUCCUGCACUGUGUGUAUAGUACCAGACAUUGUUUCUAUGUGACCAGCAGUACUACAAUGAAUGCAAUGAUAAUGUCUAGACAAUGUCCCCUCACUCAAGAGGUGUAACAUCAUCUACAGGCAUCAACAUCUCCAUACAGAAUCUAUACUACAGUUUUAUGAUGGUGCUGUGUGUCACUCUUCUAUGUCCACAUUCAUUCUUUACUCUAUUGGCAUUUUCUAAUGUCCACUUCUUGAUACCAAGUGUUUCACGUUUCUAGUCCUGAUAGAACAUCAUACCACCAGCUUGUGACUGAAGGUUCAUACUUUCUGUCUAAACACGGUGCGGGAAUCUUCACUCCAACCACAGAAGCACUUAAACAGACUCAAUAUACAUUCAUAAGAUGUCUUGUACCACACUCGACCUAGAAGGUCUGGCAUUCCUUUCUAAAUUUUAUCAUUUACAUUUUGAUGUAUUGCACUGAUGAAAAAGACAUGAUCGAUAUAUUUAAAUGUCUUUGCAUGUAGUUUACUAUGAUGUCCUGUGUAAUUCUGGGAUUAAGCAGAAGAAAUAUUUGAUGCAUGUGAAGCUUUCUGGUCAUCACUCCCAUCAUAUCCUGAUGUGCAAUGAUCACGUUUUGGUUGGUGAUGGUAAAUUAUAAAGAAUGGAAAGAGGUUUUACUGCCGCAUGAUCCCCAAAGCCACAUACUUUGGAUGUGUAAAUCACGUGUGUAGUCCAUACAGUUUAUAUAAUUCAAUGGACUGGUCUCUUAAUCCUUGUUGGGCUACUUCCUAUUACAAAAGGUUUCAUACCUAGGAGGUCCCGUUGUUGACAUUCCUUCUACUGACAUUCCUUGAGACAAUGCUUUGCCAAGUCAUGGGUAAUACGGGUUUCCUACUUACAGCCAAUAAAAUGUUUGUAGAACUUUUGUAGAAAA
Hyla sarda is the source of this 2268-nucleotide messenger RNA. It is a transcript of the gene PLPP4, whose product is annotated as phospholipid phosphatase 4. Gene Ontology annotation, biological process: phospholipid metabolic process. The transcript is spliced from 7 exons. Lineage: Eukaryota; Metazoa; Chordata; Amphibia; Anura; Hylidae. Gene Ontology annotation, molecular function: phosphatidate phosphatase activity. Bases 480 to 1298 code for a protein of 272 amino acids. The record is from RefSeq and is a predicted model, not a curated record.